Messenger RNA from Fonsecaea multimorphosa CBS 102226, 465 nucleotides. RefSeq lists its product as uncharacterized. Lineage: Eukaryota; Fungi; Ascomycota; Eurotiomycetes; Chaetothyriales; Herpotrichiellaceae. The record is from RefSeq and is a predicted model, not a curated record. Gene Ontology annotation, cellular component: cytoplasm. The coding region runs from base 1 to 465 and encodes 154 amino acids. The transcript has a single exon.
AUGUCCCUUACCAACGUCAUCGACGCGGAGAACGCCCCGAAUUAUGAGGACAUGGAGAAGCAGUUCGCGGUGAAGGCAGUGCAACAAAUGACCGUCUAUUGGAGUAUCCUCGAAAAGUUGCCCGGCUCAAAACUUCGCUUGACUCGACUUGACGACGAGAUUCUAGAGCACUUCAAGCGUGAAUUUCCGGACUUCGACCCAGCUGAAGAGAUUGAUGAGGAUGCCAUGAAGAGCAAAGAGGGCAAAGAGAAGUGGCGCGAAUUUGCCAAGGUCUACGAAAAGGGCGAAAAGAAAAUCGAGGACUACAACUUCGGCACCAUGUUGCGGAAGAGCCCCAAGACCGAGUAUGGCGAAAAAGAAACAAUUUUCGUAAUCCGGGUGCAGUUUUAUGCGAUAGAAAUUGCUAGGAACAGGGCUGGGCUGAACGACUGGAUAUACGAAAACGCCCAGAAGGAGAAGUCGUAA